AUGGCUACUCCUAGUGUCCUCGCCUUUGAAGCUGAGGGUGGGGCCAUUGACUUUGAGGUCUGGCUAGAUGACCUGCAGCUAUUCUUACAGUGCGAUAGGGCAGACAGUCUCUCUCUCUUUGACCUCACCUCUGGCACUGCCCCUGCCCCUGCUGCUGAUGCUGACGCCACUUACAAGAGUGCUCAGACCUUGUACGACGCUGUAGUUGCGCGCUACUCCUCCCCUGCCACUGCUGCACUGAGCCUCAGGGACCACUUCCUCUCAGUCUGUCCCACCACUCUCACUGUCGACCUCCUCGAGAAAUCCCUACUAGCGGCCGAGAAGGGCAUUGUCGCUGUAAGGGCCUCUCGUGGUGACCCGCGCACCCCCAUCUUUGAGGGGUGUUCCCCUUCCCCCCUUCUGCCCUCUGUUGCCUCUGCUGCUGCGGCCGACCUCCUUGGUCUUGAGUCGGUCGGUGCGACAUCUCCCCCUAGCGGGAGACGCCGCCCUGGCAAGGGCAAGGGGGGCAAGGGCACUGGAAGAGCGAGCGGGGGCGAUGGAGGUGGAGGUGGCGGCAGUGGGGGGAGUGGGGGUGGCGGUGGGGGUGGAGGUGGGGGUGGAGGGGUCAGUGGCGGCAGUGGUGGCGGAGGUGGCGGCGGUGGCGGCGGUGGAGGCGGCGGUGGAGGCGGUGGCGGCGGUGGAGGUGGUGGCGGAGGCGGCAGCGGUAGCGGAGGCGGCGGAGGCGGCGGAGGCGGCAGAGGCGGCGGUGGAGCUGGUCGCGGGUCUUCGCAGAGGAGUGGCUCCGGUGGUGCCACUCGCCAGCAGCAGCAGCGCGGUCGUGAGGGCCUGUCCCCUCAGCAGCUCCGUGAGUGGUACACGCAGCGUCAGCGUGGUGGGAGCUUUGGUCCCUGCACCUACGUCCUUCGCACCGGCGACCGCGCGGGAGUAGCUAUCCUUGAUCUUGACUUUGAUGCUAUCCUUGCUGCAAUGUAUGCUGUGACUAUUAGUGAUGACGGUGACUGUUACCGGUGUUUCCCGCCCGACCCGGGCAUUGGUACUGCUGCUCCAGGUGCCGGUGAGGCUGCUCCUCUAGGUGCCAGUGCGUCUGCGCCCUCAGGUACUAGUGAGUCUGCGCUCUCAGGUACUACGUCGGCUUCGGCCUCCCUCACCUUCACCCUUGACUCUGGGGCUUCUCGCUCCUUCUUUCGGGACCGCACCACACUCACGCCGCUUAGUCGGCCGGUUGCGGUGUCUCUAGCUGACCCCUCUGGGGGUCCUGUCCUGUCGCGCUUCUCUACAGUCCUCCCGUGUCCGGCGGCUCCCUCUGGCACCCUGUCUGGUCUCUACCUCCCCUCGUUCUCUACGAACCUGGUGAGUGGUGCUGACCUACAGGAUGCGGGUGUCCACCAGUUCACUCCUGCGCGCCAGCGGGUGACGCACUGCACCGACGGUCGCACAGGCCGACACCUGUCUACGUUUACCCGUCAGCCGAGGUCGAGCCUGUACACACUGACCACUGCGUCUCCUCCCGUUGCUGCGUCUGGUAGGGUAGCUGCGUCGGGUCAGGUGUUUGCUGCAGCGUCCAGGUCUGGUCCUGAGUCUGCCCCCUGUUCGUGUCGUCUCCUGUCUCACGAGACUCUCCUCUGGCACCACCGUCUUGGUCACCCCUCUCUGCUUCGGCUCAGAGGCAUGGCCUCCCGUCUUCUUGUGUCUGGUCUGCCCCGGUCCCUCCCUCCCCUUCCUCAGGGCCCUGGCCCUGCCUGUGUCCCUUGUGUCGAGGGGCGCCAGCGUGCUGCCCCUCACUCCUCCCAGUUUCCUCCGACAGAGGCCCCGUUGCAAACGCUUCAAAUGGACGUGUGGGGCCCAGCCCGCGUCCGUGGACAGGGUCACGAGCGCUACUUCCUGCUCGUUGUUGACGACUACUGGCGUUACACCACAGUCUUCCCCUUGCGCAGCAAGGGUGAUUUCACUGAGGUGCUGAUCGACUGGAUCCGCGCAGCUCGUCUCCAGCUCAGGCAGAGCUUUGGCUCGGACUUUCCUGUUCUGCGUCUGCACUCGGACAGAGGCGGAGAGUUUUCCUCUGGUCUUCUGCGAGCCUGCUGUCGUGCACGAGGCAUCCGUCAGACCUUCACGCUUUCGGACUCACCGCAGCAAAAUGGGAUUGCUGAGCGCCGCAUUGGCAUGGUCAUGGACGUCGCUCGUACGUCCAUGAUGCAUGCGGCUGCCCCCCAUUUUUUGUGGCCGUUUGCGGUCAGGUACGCGGCGCAUCAGAUCAACCUUCACCCCAGGGUCUCCAUGCCGGAGACCUCCCCAGCCCUGCUGUGGACGGGGAAGGUUGGCGAUGCGUCGGCGUUCCGGGUCUGGGGAUCUCGGGCGUUUGUCCGCGACUUGUCUGCGGACAAGCUGUCCCCUCGUGCUACUCCUUGCGUCUUCCUGGGGCUCCCCCCUGACGCGCCUGGGUGGCAGUUCUACCACCCCACCUCUCGCCGUGUUCUGUCCUCCCAGGACGUCACGUUCGACGAGUCGGUCCCCUACUACCGCCUCUUCCCCUACCGCACUCCGUCCCUCCCCCCGCCCCCGCUCUUCCUUGUACCAGGUCCCCCCCCGGUCGACCCCCUCCCCCCUCAGGGUCCUGCCCCUUCAGGUGUGUCCCAGGUAGACGCAGUCGAGCCUGUCGAGGUUACUGGUAACUCUGGUACUGCUGAGGGUGCUGAGCCUGGGGGUGCUGUGACUGGGGGUGCUGAGACUGGGGGUGCUGAGCCUGGGGGUGCUGCGACUGGGGGUGCUGAGCUUGGGGGUACUGCGACUGGGGGUGCUGAGCCUGGUGGUGCUGAGCCUGGUGGUGCUGAGCCUAGGGGUGCUACGACUGGGGGUGCUGAGCCUGAGGGUGCUGAGCCUGGGGGUGCUGCGACUACGGGUGCUGAGCCUGGAGGUGCUACGCCUGGAGGUCCUCCGGGGGCUUCGUCUCGCCGGGAGCCACUUUCUCCCCCGGAGCUGCGCGAGUGGUUUGCACGGCGCUGGAGGCGUGCUGCUGGAGCAGGAGUUUCUUCGACUGCUGUGGGUGCUGGUGCCGCGGGUCCCGGAGGUGCUUGUGCUGGGAGUACUGGAGCUGCUGGGCCUGCGGGUUCGACUGGAGCUGGUGCUGCUGCGGGCGUUGGUGCUGAGCCUCCUUCCCGCGGUCCUGCUGGGGGUACUACUGGUGCUGCUGGAGGUUCUGGAGCUGCUGGAGGUGCUGCUGGAGCGGGUGCUCCUUCUGGGGUACUGUCACAGCUACACUUACAGCCUGCCUCCCCUCUCCCUGCUCCCUCUCCCUACACUGGUCCUACUGGAGGUCUUGCUGAGCGUCGUGAGCCCGCGUCUCGUCCUGCGUCGCCUGUUCGUGCUGCUCGCCCUAGUGGUCGCGGCUCGCGUCAGCGUCCUCCUCCUGUCCCUGGCACGCACCAGAUGUCUCUGCGUCCGUCCACUGCUCCUCUGCGUGCCCCUUUACCUUCUCCUCCUGCGUCCUCUCUUCCUUCUCUUGCCGACCCGGAGUCGGACUCUCUUCGUGCUGUCCGUCCUACUGUCACGCGCCUCCUUGCUACUGUCGUCACUAACCCUUCUUUCGAGUCCACUGCUGCGUCUGCCCUCGUUGCUGAGCUCGUCGACUUUGCUGCUCGCUGUCGUCUAGACUACGCUGCUAGUCUUCUCGCUGAGUCUGAGUCUGUCUGUCCUCCGUCCGUCGGGGGUGAGUGUGCUCUUGGCACGGACGUCCUUGAGGACAGGCAGGAGGAGUUCCAGUGCUUGGCCGUUGUUUCACCCCACCUCGUGUCCGUACUGCUUACUCCUGAGGGAGACCUGGAUGCACUUGACAUCCCGACUCCGCGCUCUUACGCGGAGGCGAUAGAGGAUCCCUACUCUUCUCAGUGGCAGGCAGCUAUGGAUGCAGAGAUGGCGUCCUGGAAGUCCACAGGCACCUACGUUGAUGCUGUCCCCCCUCCUGGGGCGAACAUCGUCAGUGGCAUGUGGAUUUUCAGGGUGAAGCGGCCACCGGGUUCUCCGCCUGUCUUCAAGGCACGGUACAUGACCACUCUUCGGGUGCUACUGCACGUUGCCGCUCACCGUGACUACAAGCUGCACUCCCUCGACUUCAGCAGAGCUUUCUUGCAGGGCAGCCUGCACGAGGAGAUCUGGCUGCGUCGCCCACCUGGCUUCACUGGGUCGUUCCCUCUUGGUACCCAGUGGAGCCUCCGGCGUCCAGUUUACGGUCUCCGCCAGGCGCCCCGUGACUGGCACGACACACUGAGGACUACUCUUGCGGCUCUUGGGUUUGCUCCUUCUACAGCCGACCCGUCACUGUUCCUGCGCACCGACACCUCUCUGCCGCCCUUCUACAUCCUCGUGUACGUCGACGACUUGGUCUUUGCCACAGCUGACACUGCUGGACUCGCCCAAGUGAAGUCCGAGCUGCAGAAGAGACACACGUGCACAGACCUGGGGGAACUGCGCAGCUACCUUGGCUUGCAGAUCACUCGAGACAGAGCACAGCGCACCAUUACCCUGACUCAGUCACACAUGGUGCAGCAGGUCCUUCAGCGCUUCGGCUUCACGUACUCCUCGCCUCAGGCCACUCCUCUGCCUACUCGCCACUCACUCUCAGCUCUGCCUUCGGAUGAGUCCGUAGAGUCGAGUGGCCCGUAUCCAGAGCUUGUUGGCUGCCUCAUUUACCUGAUGACCUGCACACGACCUGACCUUGCAUACCCUCUUAGCAUUCUCACACGCUAUGUUGCUCCUGGGAGACACCGACCAGAGCACAUGGCUGCAGCGAAGAGGGUGUUGCGCUACUUGUGCAGUACGUCGGGCAUGGGGCUAGUGCUUGGAGGGCGCAGUCCAGUGGUCCUCACUGGGCACGCAGAUGCUUCAUGGGCUGACGACCAGGCUACUCAGCGGUCGUCACAGGGUUACACCUUCAACCUUGGUUCCGGCUCUGUCUCGUGGCGGGCUACUCGCUCGUCUUCUGUUCUCGGCUCCAGUUGUGAGGGUGAGAUCUACGCUGGGGCCAUGGCUGCACAGGAGCUUCGCUGGCUCACCUACCUGCUGACCGACCUUGGAGAGCCGCCUCGUUCUCCUCCAGUUCUGUACGUAGACAACAAGGCCAUGCUGGCCUUGUGUCGAGAGCAGCGACUGGAGCACAGAACGAAGCACAUUGCUCUCCGCUACUUCCUUGCUCGUGAGCUACAGCAGUGUGGUCAGUUGCGGCUUGCGUACGUGGCCUCUGAGGCCAACACUGCUGAUGUUUUCACCAAGGCACUUGCGCCUUGUGAUCAUCAGCGCUUCUGUACUCAGCUUGGACUUGUUCGUGUCUUGUCUCACUUGCUCACUUCUUGA
This is a messenger RNA of Closterium sp. NIES-65, 5343 nucleotides long. NCBI's taxonomy places the organism in Eukaryota, Viridiplantae, Streptophyta, Zygnematophyceae, Desmidiales, Closteriaceae. The record is from the annotation of a GenBank genome assembly.